Molecule: messenger RNA, 1113 nt
Organism: Paramormyrops kingsleyae
Lineage: Eukaryota; Metazoa; Chordata; Actinopteri; Osteoglossiformes; Mormyridae
Product: heat shock protein beta-7-like
Biological process (GO): heart development
Cellular component (GO): cytoplasm; nucleus
Source: RefSeq, a predicted model, not a curated record
ACCCACAGUAUAAAAGCCACGGGGGCUGGAUGUGCACAAAAUUCACCUACAGCCAGAGGGAGAAGACAGGAGGGGCCUGUUGGGAUAAGAGAGGAUUUUAGAGACCAACUUCAGAAGCAAAUAGCAGUCAAAUCAGAUCGAGAGACAAAGACGGAUAGAGGCUGAAGGCAGAGUGACAAAGCGAGGCAUAGAGGCCCCGAGCCGAGGCAGUCUACUCCUGAUCUCCUUCGACACUGCAGCCUCCCCCACCCCACUAUCAAUGUCCACCUCAUCCGCCUUUCGCUCGGAGCGCACUUUCCACCAGGCCUCCUCGUCCAGCUACACGGAGAAGAGUCGAGGCAUCUUCGGGGAGGACUUUGGGUCGUUCGUGCACCCCCCGCUGGGGGACGGCUCGGCGACCUUCGAGGGUCAGUCAGGCAACGUCAGGACGCUGGGAGAUACGUACCAGUUCACUGUGGAUGUCAGAGGCUUUUCCCCGGAGGACGUGAUUGUCACAACCUCAAACAACCAGAUCGAGGUUCGGGCAGAGAAGCUGGCAGCAGAUGGCACAGUAACAAACACAUUUGCCCACAAGUGCCAGCUGCCAGAAGACGUGGACCCCACCUCGGUGACAUCAUCUCUCAGUGACGGGGGCACUCUCACCGUCAAGGCAUGCAGGCACCCAGCUAAACUGGAGCACGCUCAGACCUUUCGCUCCGAAAUAAAGAUCUAACAUGGUGUGGCUCACUACGGUCUCCCUGCCCCUCCCUACAUUCCCUGAAUCCUUUGCUGUUUAUACUAGAUGUCUCUAGUCAUUACCCAGAAUCCUUUUUUCCAUGACACCAUGUCAUCCCCACAUUCCUUUGUCUCUUCCCCCGCUAUGCCAUUUUCCCAGCACCUUCUAUAUAAAUGUACUCACGUAUAUAUUGUUCAUCUCUGUGACUUUCUGAGCAUGUUCAUCAGAAGGACAUAGAUACCCAAACUGUAAACUUUUUACACAAAGUAUUUACUUAUAUUGGGCACAUUUAUUGCAGAAUACAAACUCAUACAACAUCCUGAAUAGCUGUAAUACAUAUUUAACACACUGUACUCAUUAAAACAGCUGAAAAAUGAAAUGUUUUUUUUUUCAGAAUA